GUGCUGCUCUGCUCUGUGCUGCUCUGACUUUUUGUGUACUGUCUCUUUAAAUUAGCGCGUCACCGUAAAGGGAGCAGCUUUGUUUUGGCGGCCCAACCAAAUGAAAGAAAGCGGGAGCGCUGCUCGUCUUUCGGUCCCACAUUAGGAGCUAAACCCGGGGUUAGGUGUGAUUUAGAAGCAGCCCGGCGAUAUUAGACCGCGGACAUUCAGAAGAUCAAGACGCAGCGCGUGCGUAGCGCUGCCGGCUAACGCUAAGUACUGACGCUGGCGCAGAGCUAGCCUAGCAUAGCGCGGUGCAGUUCUGGUUCUGGUUCUGCGGGUUUUUAUCGAACAGCCGCCACGGGGCAGUUAGCUGGGCUUGUUUAGCCUAGACUAACAGUAACAACGCAAGCCCGCUUUCUCCUCGUGUAGCCGAGCGCCGGCAUGCGGCUCCGCGGCUCCGGCCAGCCGCCCCGCCGCGCCGCCUCACUCGCCGCUCUUCGUGUCCUGCGCAGCCGGUUUGCUCGCUGAGCGGCGGAUCCGACACGGGAGGUUCAAUGUCCUGAGCUUCGCGUUGCCUGUCGACGCUUCACACCAGUAGAGAUGAACGGGAAGGUCAUACCCCACACGCCCAUCGCAGUGGACUGCUGGCAGCUGCGAAAGUGCCACCAUGUCCGGCUCUUCUUCCUCUCCCACAUGCACACGGAUCACACCUCUGGCCUCACGUCCACCUGGAGCAACCGGCCCAUCUACUGCUCGCCUGUCACAGCCGAACUCCUAAAGCUCAAACUGCAGGUGAAUGAGAAAUGGGUCCAUGCUCUGGAGGUUGGGGAGCCGCACAUGUUGCCGCUGGAUGACAUUGGGAAAGAGAAGCUGUCCGUUACUCUCAUCGAUGCGAACCAUUGUCCGGGUGCAGUUAUGUUCUUCUUUGAGGGCUACUUUGGCUCUAUUCUGUACACUGGGGAUUUCCGCUACACUCCUUCGAUGCUGCGUGAGCCGUGUCUCAGAAACAACACGACCAUUGAUGUACUGUAUCUGGACAACACCAACUGUGACCCCACUCGCUCUCUUCCUUCUCGACAGCGAGCCUGUCAGCAGAUAAAAGAGAUUAUACGAGGCCAUCCAAACUACACUGUGGUCAUUGGUUUGUAUGCUCUUGGUAAGGAGUCUCUGCUUGUGCAGUUGGCCAUCGAGUUUAAGACGUGGGUAGAGGUGGAUGUGGAGCGUCUGGAGACUCUUCGUGUCCUGGAGCUUCCAGAUGUGUUCACUACUGAGCCUGGUGCAGGGCGCAUCCGAGCGGUAGCUCAGUCUGAGAUCACUGCUUCCAACUUGCAGGCCUGGAAUAAGGAGCAACCGACCAUCGCUAUACUCCCAACUAGUCGCCCUGUGGUGUCCUGCCACCCAAACGUCUAUGUUGUGCCCUAUUCGGACCACUCCUCCUACCAGGAGCUGGAGGACUUUGUCUCAGCUCUGCAUCCAGUCUCACUGGUGCCCAUCGUGGGCAGCUGCAUGCCUUACUUUUCCACCCUGUUGAGCCCACGGAGGAAGCGCCGGGACAUGGUAGUACCCGAAUCAGUUCAGCACUACAUGAUGGCAAGGUCUAACCAUCAGCUUUUUGAUUUCGGCACGACUAGUGUGCACCACCGUCCUUUGCGUCCAGUGCCUCGAGGAGUGGUGUUUGAGUCACCCAGACAGAGACCCAGACCCAGGCUUUCCAGACAUGAAGAUGGGGACUCAGAUGCUAUGGAGGUGGAUGACGGUGCAGCGGACGCCGAUUCUGAAGUAGAUACAGACUCAGAUUGCAUCCUGUUGGACAUGAGCACUAAUCUCAAUCAUGAUGUUACCCCUCCACGGCGUAAGGGUCUAGGGCUGGUUCGAGUUGUGUCUGAUGACGCCAUCACUAUUGAUAGCAUGCCACUAGAUGUGAAUGAGUCCCUCCUCGUCAUUCAAAACAUAAAGUCCCCCAGUACUAAAAGCACAAGCGACACUGAGAGCUUACGCUGUGACUGUGUCACUGCCGUGACCCCUAACCUUCAAAACACAAAGAAGAGAAGCCCCCAAAUGGGAAGCACUAACUCCAGAAAGGUGUGCUCGUCAUUGGACAGCAUUAAUCUUCAUGACAGCACCUGCAUGACCGCUUUAGCGGCCUUAACACCAGUUGAAAUGCAGCCUGACUCAUCUGACCACUCGUAUACGAGUGAGAGAGAGCACAUAGAGCAGUGGCUACUUGAUAACUUCACUGUUCCAGAGGAAGAAUUUGUAAGUCAAUAUGGGGUCUAUCAGGGUUUACAUGAGAUGUUUCCACUCACUCCGGUCAAUAUGCCAAAACCAGAAGGUGAUCAUUUUGAAGCUGCAAUACAGAGAUUGAAAUCAAAAUAGCCACUUAUGUGAAUGCAUAACUCUGCAGUAUUAUUAAGCAGCAACACCGUACACGGCUUUCAUCACUGUCCUGACAGGAUCUCAUAACUCUUGAUUUCUUAAAAAUGUUUUUAUUAUUUGAAAACAACAGCUGUCCCUUUUAUCAUGUGAACACCUUAUGUGAAUGGACCAAUGGAAAUGGGCUACAAUUACUUAUUACAUGAACUAUCAUUAAAAAAAACUGAAUUUUCUCACUUAUUUGAACCAAAUGUUUUAUAUAGUAUGUAAACACAGAGUUCACUGUUUUUGUGAUGUCAUGAAAACCAACCAUAUAGCUCCACCUUUUCUGUCUUUAGCCAUUUAGCCCUGCUCUUGUUGAAUUUAUAAAGAGCCUCACUGCUUUUUUAAUAAGGCACACUACGUGGCAGCCAGUCGAAACAGAGCUCAUUUACAUAAGUCAGUCAAAAAGACACAGUAACUUAAACAGCUUGUUUAAAGAAUAAAAAGAGCUUGCAAACUCUGUUAUAAGCGUCACAAAUGUUAUAAGCGAACUGCAGUAAAAUUAGAGUUUAGAAUCUGUGAGCUUUUAAAAGUGAGGAAUGUUUUUUCUUCUCCUAUAAAUUUGUCUUUUCAGCAAACGUGUUUUGUUCUUACAGCAAUUGUUUGCAAUGUGCAUGGAUACAAAUAUAAUAGUUGUGUGCUAAAUUGUACUGCAGUAGGUAUGUGGUUGAAUAUGGAUGGUUAGUGUAGUGGGCAACGCCUCUGCCUUCUACGCUGUAGACUGGGGUUCAGUCCUCACCUGGUAAGCCCCCUACACUAUACCAAUGAGAGUACUUGGGCAAGACUCCUAACACUGCCUUCGCCUACCUGUGUAAAAUCAUCAAAUUAUAAAUCGCUCUGGGUAAGAGCGUCUGCCAAAUGCCAUAAAUGUAAUGUAAAUGAAGUAUGAUGCCCCUUUGUUCUGUAUUUUGUUAAAAGAAUGCCUGUGACUUGUCUCAAUAUGUAAUUUAUUUUCAUUACUGUUCAAGCACUUUAAUUUGUCAUCUUUCCCUAAGUGUGUACUCUAAAGGUAUUGUAGCUUAUGCAAGGAAAGCUCACUGAGUGUCUUUUAUUUUUAAGCCGUUCACAUUUAAUGUUCUCUUUAGAAGUAAAUGAACCUACUAUGAUGUUCACUCCAUCCUAAAGCUCACCGAAGUGCAGUGUUUUACAUCAUGCCUUUUAAUACUGAAUUAUUUAGUGUUCUCUGGUGAUUUUGUGAUGUAGCAUCAUGUAGCACUGUUAUAAACAUGAUCUCCUGCAUUUUUCCUGCAUAUGGCAACAUCAUGUUUUUGGUUCCUACUAUAUAUGUAGUAUGUUAGUGUGGUGGCAGGAUGGAGUUUUAAUGGUUGCCUUUGUAAAGUUUGCAAACCACUAUGGUAUUUAAAAUGUCAAGAAUAAAGUUUGCUCUCCAUAGUCCUUUAA
Pygocentrus nattereri (red-bellied piranha) is the source of this 3798-nucleotide messenger RNA. RefSeq names its product DNA cross-link repair 1B (gene dclre1b). Bases 583 to 2358 code for a protein of 591 amino acids. The record is from RefSeq and is a predicted model, not a curated record. Gene Ontology annotation, molecular function: damaged DNA binding; 5'-3' DNA exonuclease activity. Gene Ontology annotation, biological process: double-strand break repair via nonhomologous end joining; interstrand cross-link repair; protection from non-homologous end joining at telomere. Lineage: Eukaryota; Metazoa; Chordata; Actinopteri; Characiformes; Serrasalmidae. The transcript is spliced from 5 exons.